GGCCUUGCCUGGCACACUGACGACGUCGCUCUGCGCACAAAGUUCGAGGAGUUCGGCGCUGUUGAGGAAGCUGUUGUCGUCAAGGACCGUGACACCGGACGCAGCCGUGGCUUCGGCUUCGUGCGCUUCUCCAACGAGGGUGAGGCUGAUGAAGCCAUCAAGGCCAUGAACGAGAUCGAGUUCGACGGUCGCACCAUUCGCGUGGACAAGGCUUCCGAGCGCGGCAGCGGCGGCGGU
Aureobasidium namibiae CBS 147.97 is the source of this 237-nucleotide messenger RNA. RefSeq lists its product as uncharacterized. The annotation marks the transcript as partial. The transcript is spliced from 3 exons. NCBI's taxonomy places the organism in Eukaryota, Fungi, Ascomycota, Dothideomycetes, Dothideales, Saccotheciaceae. Gene Ontology annotation, molecular function: RNA binding. The record is from RefSeq and is a predicted model, not a curated record.